This is a messenger RNA of Toxorhynchites rutilus septentrionalis, 2238 nucleotides long. RefSeq lists its product as uncharacterized. The record is from RefSeq and is a predicted model, not a curated record. Bases 1 to 2238 code for a protein of 745 amino acids. NCBI's taxonomy places the organism in Eukaryota, Metazoa, Arthropoda, Insecta, Diptera, Culicidae. Gene Ontology annotation, biological process: DNA integration. The transcript has 2 exons. Gene Ontology annotation, molecular function: nucleic acid binding.
AUGGAGCCUUCAUAUGUACCAACCAAACGUGAAAUGCUCAAACUCGUAAUGAGCUUGUUUGAUCCACUUGGAUUCAUAACCUUCUUCCUCAUUCACGGACGAAUUUUAAUCCAGGAGGCGUGGGCGGCUGGUCUCGAUUGGGAUACCCCGAUCAACGAUCAAUUGCUUUCAAAAUGGAGUCGAUGGCUGAGUCAGUUUUCUACGUUGAACAACCUUCAAAUUCCACGUGGGUAUUUCCGACAUAGAGUGUAUGAGCCCAAACAACUUCACGUGUUUGUUGACGCGAGUAAGGAAGCGUACGCCAGCGUAGCAUACAUAACAGCGACAGGACCGAAAGGGAUCGAGGUUGCAUUGGUUUCGGCUAAGAGCAAAGUAGCUCCUAUCAAAGUACUGUCAGUUCCACGACUAGAACUUAAAGCCGCAGUCCUAGGAACUCGUCUCGCUGAAGCCGUGAUUUCGUCACACUCGUUUGAAGUCAAUCGCAAGUUCUUCUGGUCUGAUUCUAAGACGGUCCUCGCAUGGAUCAAUUCAGACCAUCGCAGGUAUCACCAGUUCGUGGGAGUGAGAAUUGGUGAAAUUUUGUCAUCAACACGUAUGAACGAGUGGAGGUAUGUUCGUUCGGGAGAGAAUCCUGCAGAUCCUGGUACAAAGUGGGGAACUGGACCUAGAUUUGACUUGAAAAGCUUGUGGUUCCGUGGGCCUUCAUUUUUGUAUGGUCCGGAAGAAGAAUGGCCACAUAAUCGUCAAUUUUCUACUGCCGCAGAAUUAUCUAACACACAGCACGCUCAUUGGCAGGCUCCACAACCACUUAUCGAGGUGAGCCGCUUUAGUAAGUGGGAAAGGCUUCAGCGAACACAAGCAUAUGUGAUUCGCUUCAUCGAGAACAUUAAACGUUUGAGGAAGGGAGAGUGUGCUCGAUACGGUGUACUACUACAAGACGAAUUACAACGGGCGGAAAAACUAUUGUGGAAGCAAGCUCAGGCUGAAGUUUUUGAAGCAGAAAAGCGAAUGUUGCUAGAAAACCAGAGAAAUUCAAAGACACGACACAAUGUGGUAUCGAAAUCAAGCUCCAUUUAUAAGCUUUGCCCGUAUUUAGACGAGGAUGAAUUACUUCGGAUGCGAGGAAGGAUCGGAGCUGCAUGGUACGCACCAUAUGAAGCUAAGUAUCCGGUUAUUUUGCCAGAUAACCACCUAAUAUCUUCUCUCCUUACAGACUGGUUCCACCGCCGCUACCACCACGCCCAUCAUGAAACCGUCGUAAACGAAAUGCGGCAGCGAUAUGAGAUACCGAAACCUAGAGCACUAGUCAAACGGGUUGUCAAGAACUGCUACACCUGUCGAUUAGCAAAAGUCACCCCACGCCCACCACCGAUGGCACCCUUACCGAAGCAACGAUUGACCCCGUAUGUGAAACCGUUUACUUAUGUCGGGGUGGACUAUUUCGGACCACUAUUCAUAAGUCAAGGUCGCUCGGAGGUCAAACGCUGGGUGGCCUUAUUCACUUGCUUGACAGUGAGAGCCGAUAACGGGACUUGUUUCGUGGGUGCGAACAAACAACUACAGCAGGAUAUACAAUCCAGAAACGACACCUUGACUGCGACGUUCACCAAUUCGAACACCCGUUGGAAAUUCAACCCACCAGGGGAUCCCCAUAUGGGUGGAGUCUGGGAACGUCUUGUGCGUUCUACGAAACAAGCCAUUGGGACAAUAAUCGAUGCUCCUCGUAAACCAAACGAUGAAACCCUACUGACAAUCCUUUCGGAUGCCGAGUCGAUGAUCAACUCGAGACCUCUGACGUAUGUGCCGCUGGAAAACGCCGAGCAAGAAUCAUUAACCCCGAUCCAAUUUUUACUUGGGAGUUCAUCAGGUGUGAGGCAACCCCCGUCGGAAUUCGUGGACUAUCGUACUAAUCUUCGGAGCAGUUGGACUCUUGCACAGCACAUUACAGACACGAUAUGGAAAAGAUGGAUUGAGGAGUACUUGCCGGUCAUCAGAAGGCAAGGAAAGUGGUUCGAUGAAGUUCGUGAAAUCCGGAAAGGUGACCUAGUGUUAAUGAUGGAUGACGCGGUGCGAAACCAGUAUGUAAGAGCGAGAGUUGAGAAGGUGUUUCUAGGACGCGAUAGACGAGUUCGCCAGGCGCUGCUGCGCACAGCAGCAGGGAUGUACAAAUGGCCAGUAGUUAGACUGGCGUUGCUCGACGUUGGAUUAGAUGGAGAAGUCGCUGAGGAGUCUACAUAA